Entrophospora candida is the source of this 631-nucleotide messenger RNA. The record is from the annotation of a GenBank genome assembly. Lineage: Eukaryota; Fungi; Glomeromycota; Glomeromycetes; Entrophosporales; Entrophosporaceae.
UGGUGAAUUCAGCACCAACUGACACAAGACUUGUACAUGCCACUGUUAUUGUUAACAAUAAUUUAUAUGUCAUGGGUGGUUACACUAAUACUAAUGAUCUGCCAUCAAGAGAAUUUUUUUCUCUUGAUUUGUCACAAGCAUUUGAUGCAACAACUCCACCAUGGAAGGAUUUAACUGAGACUUCACCAUUGCCAGUAUUAAUAUCAUGGGCUAAAGCUAGCUCCAACACAAAUAAUGAUACAAUAUUUUUAUUUGGUGGUGCUAUGAUUGAUACUGUAACUGGUGAUUAUAAUUUGAAAAAUAUGGUUUACACCUAUGAUUUUAAAGGCAACCAAUGGUUAGCAAACCCACCUGCUUUUCAAGGAAUGGCACCUAAAACACGUAAAGAAUUUGCAAGUAUUAGUGAUCCAUUGACUGGCAAAUUAUAUAUUCAUGGUGGAACAAAUUUGGAAUCUGCUACUGAUGUUUAUUUUAAAGAAUUUUUUAUUCUGGAUGGAAAUAAUUUAUCCUGGAGUCAAAUUGGAAAAACUGGUCCAAAUAUGCCACCUCCUAGAAUUGAUCAUGCUACUGUAUUAAUUACUAAUGGAGUGAUUGUUUUUAUUGGUGGAAGAGAUUACUCUAUUACUACAAA